AUGUACCUUCAGAGAAGCAGGUUUGGUUUCCGGAAGAGACUACACAUGAUUACCGGUAUCAGAAUUGCGCGAGGUGCUCGAAGGAGCAGCAAAAGCUCAACGACGAGGGGUGGUAAUGCGAAGACAAUGGUGGACCUCACUGCUGUUGGGGGUGCGCCACUCAAAGUUGGGCCAGAAUUUGAAGUAACACGAGAGAAAGAAGGAGCGUAUUCAUUUGAAGGAGCUCAAGAUUUCGUGUAUGCAUACAGGGUCUGCGAGGUGCAUUAUGGGAAGUCAGUAUACACGAAAGCAUACAACAAAGGGGAUUCAUUCGCCGAUGGCAAGAAUGCUGGCGAGGAAGGAUUGUGCCAGGAAGAUAACGACGAGGACAAGUACGACGAUGGCGACAAAGAUAUUCCUCAAAUACUGGUGGAAAACAUCGCAAAGCAGGACUUUGCUGGUACAGCUGGGACAGAUGUGACAGUACUGAGAGGUGAGGAAGAUGAGCAGUUUAUCCUGGCGUUGAAGACACAAAUGUUGGUUGUGAAAAUGGUAGAAUGUACGAGAUAA
Cadophora gregata is the source of this 549-nucleotide messenger RNA. RefSeq lists its product as uncharacterized. Bases 1 to 549 code for a protein of 182 amino acids. The transcript has a single exon. The record is from RefSeq and is a predicted model, not a curated record. Lineage: Eukaryota; Fungi; Ascomycota; Leotiomycetes; Helotiales; Ploettnerulaceae.